AAGAAUAUCUUCUCGGAGCCCCACCACCAUACGAAACCUUGGAGGCUUGCAGUCGAUCGGAGGAAUCUUUAAGGAUGGCAUCAGCUUCUGCCGUCUGUGCUUCUUCUCCUCCUUUCCUCUCACCUCGGCCCGAGUCCGUUUGCUCGCUUACACACUCUUCUGAUCUCUCUUCACAAUGGGUUUCUCCCCGAAAUCAAAGGGGACAUCUCUCAUCUUCCUUUUCCUCUCUCUUUUCUCAAAUCCGGCCACUUCUGGAGCUCAAUCUGCUACGGAUGGGUUUAUAUCCGCCGUCAUAUCUGAAAAUGGUCUCGUCUUCGUGAAGGAUUUCCUCGUUGAACAGGUGAUUCAAUCGUUGACUCCCAUUCGCUUACCGGAUAUCGAAAAGUCAGUGAAGAUUCCUAUUUUGGGGGGAGUUCAUGUUUCCGCCUCUGAUAUUACUCUUUACCACAUAAACGUCUCUUCUUCAACCGUUAAUCCCGGGGAUACUGGUAUUGUGAUCGUUGCUUCCGGUGCUAGUGCUAGUUUGAGCCUGAAGUGGAGCUACAUAUACAGCUCUUGGAUUUUUGUCCCUAUUGAGGUCUCUGAUGAAGGGAACGCAUCUGUUCAGGUUGAAGGUUUGGAAGUUAAUCUUACUAUAAGAUUGGAAAACAAAAAAGGGACUCUGGCAUUGAAUGUUACACAAUGCGGUUGCUACAUGGAAGAUAUAAACAUUACAUUGGAUGGAGGAGUUUCUUGGUUGUACCAAGGGUUUGCAGAUGCUUUUGAGGAUCAAAUUAGGUCAGCUGUGGAAAAUGCUAUUACAAAAAAAAUUACUGCGGGGACAGGAAAGCUUGACUCAUUGUUGCAGUCUCUACCAAAGCAAAUUAAUAUGGCUAAUAUUGCACCAUUAAAUGUAACGUUUGUUGAAGACCCUGUGGUUCGAAAUUCUUCUAUUGAGUUCUAUAUUAAUGGCUUGUUUGUUCAAUCAAGUAGAGAGUUGGUAGCGAGCUAUCUGCAUAAGCAAUCUCCAGUUUAUUCUGUUUACUGUGGCAGUACAUUAAAGAUGGUAGGGAUCUCAAUCAAUGAAGCAGUCUUUGAUUCUGCGUCCAUGGUGUUAUUUGAGGAAGGAUUGUUUCAUUGGAUUGUUGACAAAGUUCCUGAUCAAUCUCUUCUAAAUACUGCCAGCUGGAAAUUUAUUAUUCCUCAAUUGUACAGAAAGUACCCAAAUGAUGAAAUGCAGCUGAAUAUUUCAUUAUCGUCCGCUCCAGUGGUGGAUAUUACACAAAAAGGUUUCGUUGCGACCAUUUUCUUAGACAUGAUAGUUGAAGUCUUCGAGGGUAACACAACAAUUCCAGUGGCUUGCAUAUCUGUGGAUUUAACCAUAUCAGGUGAUGCUGACAUAUCGGGGAAUAAACUAGUUAGUAGAGCUCAUCUAAAUGACUUCUCUCUAUCAUUGAAAUGGAGUGAAAUUGGUAAUUUUCGAAUGUUUCUGGUUCAGGGUGUGAUGAGGGUUUUUCUGAACACUGUUGUUAUGCCCUACAUUAAUAUUCACCUCCGUAAAGGAUUUUCUAUACCUUCUUUCCAUGGAUUGGCUCUUCAAAAUGCUCAAUUAGUGACCACAAACUCAAACAUUAUCCUGUGCUCAGACUUAACUUUUUUCAACUCCAGUUUCAUCACAGAUAUGUACAAAGCAUAAAAAGUUGAAGUAGCAAAAUCCGGUAAAGUUUGUAAAUUUGAAGAAUGUCUAUUCUCAUUCUGCAAUUAUUUAGAAGCCAAGCCUGUACAGUUAGCACAGGAGUUAUCUUGCUUUGUUUAGUUAGAACGAAGCUCCACUCCUUGAAUGAAUUAUAAAUAUUUGUUUCACUUAAUUAGUGUUGUGUAUGAAAAUGAGCUGGCAAGCACAUGUGCAUGAA
Phalaenopsis equestris is the source of this 1892-nucleotide messenger RNA. Its product is annotated as putative BPI/LBP family protein At1g04970. The coding region runs from base 176 to 1675 and encodes 499 amino acids. The transcript has 6 exons. Gene Ontology annotation, molecular function: lipid binding. NCBI's taxonomy places the organism in Eukaryota, Viridiplantae, Streptophyta, Magnoliopsida, Asparagales, Orchidaceae. The record is from RefSeq and is a predicted model, not a curated record.